UGUGAUUGGCCACACCCACUUCAUCCCUGGAGCCACGCCCACGUCAUCCCUGGAUCCCAGUGCACAGGACCGAGUGCCAGGCCAACCACCGGACACUGAGCACGGCACAGGCAUCCCGCCAUGACGUCACUGUGUGGGACCUCAGUCAGGGCACAACGGAGGAAGGUUAUAUUUCUGAACGCCUGCAUUCUACUAAUAAGUACGCUGAUGACUGUACAAUCUGUACCAAUAGACAAGAGCAAGGUGGCAGAGGAAAGCCCCACAGGUGGACAGCCUGCUCAGUCUUCAGACACUGGAUUAUUUUAUGAUCGCUAUCUCCGGGAAGUGGUUGAAGUGCUGGAAACAGAUCCACAUUUUAGAGAAAAGAUUCAAUCUGCUGACAUUGAAGACAUUAAGAGUGGUAAAAUUAGCAAAGAGUUAGACUUGGUGAGCCACAAUAUCCGAACUAAACUGGACGAGCUCAAGAGGCAAGAAGUGGCGAGACUACGAGUGCUUAUUAAGGCAAAGAUGGAUGCAUCUGAAAAGACUGGUAUUGAUCACCGAAAGCUGCUCAAGCAAUUCGACCACCUUAACCAUUACAACCCACACUCCUUCGAACCAAAGGACUUGGAUCUUCUGAUCAAAGCAGCGACAAAAGAUUUGGAGAAUUACGACAAAGAACGUCACGAUGAGUUCAAAAGGUAUGAAAUGAUGAAGGAACAUGAAAGGAGAGAAUAUCUAAAAUCCCUUGAUGAGGAAAAGAGAAAGAUCGAGGAAGCAAAGUAUGAAGAAAUGAGGAAAAAGCACAAAGAACAUCCAAAAAUUAACCAUCCUGGAAGCAAAGACCAGUUUAAGGAAGUAUGGGAGGACGCAGAUGGCCUUGACCCAACUGAUUUCAACCCAAAGACGUUCUUUAAGUUGCAUGACACUAACAGUGAUGGUUUCUUAGAUGAACAAGAAUUGGAAGCUCUAUUCACAAAAGAGUUGGAAAAGGUUUAUGACCCUAAAAAUGAAGAGGAUGACAUGGUAGAAAUGGAGGAAGAAAGAUUAAGAAUGAGAGAGCAUGUCAUGAACGAGAUUGACAUUGACAAGGACCGUCUCAUCAAUCUAGCUGAAUUUCUGAGAGCUACAGAAAAAAGAGAGUUUUUGGAACCAGAUGGAUGGGAGACUGUAGACCAGCAGCAGCUUUAUACUGAAGACGAACUGCAAGAAUUUGAAAAGCAGAUUGCUGAACAAGAGCGAGAAUUGCAGAAGAGAGCGGAGAACCUUUACAGACAGAGAGAGGAUCUGCAAAAACAACAUGAUCUCAUCCAGGCCCAAAAGCAAGAACUACACCAGGUUGUGCAACAAAUGGAACAAAAGAAAAUGCAACAAUCUAUUCCCCCAUCUGUACCAGAUGCAAGCCUUAAUUUCCAACCAGCUGGUGAACAAGGAGCUCAUUUGGUAUCUCAGCAAAUAGGAAAUACUCAACCGUUAUCCCCAGGACAUUUACCAGAAGCUGGAGUGGCACAGAGCCAUCAAGGCUCAUAACCAUCUAGCAAAGCAUUAUACUUUGUCAGUUACUGCCAAGAUUAUGAUGGAAUGAUCAUGUCCAAAGUCAACCUUUACAUUCUUUUUAGAAAUGAUGUUAUCUCAGAAACAUGAGAAUUUUAUUUGAUUCUAGUGUUUAUAAUCAAGACAUCAUUUGAGAAAUGCUUCUGAAGAAUAUGUACAGACAUGAUAUAUAAGGAGAGCUCAGUAUUUGAUUUCUAAGUUUGAACCCACACAAUUGAAUUAUCCCCUUCCCGACCAAUGAUGGCGUAAUUGCAUCAUGGUUAUCCAUCCAUUAAAAACCUGUGACAAAAUAGUUCCGUCAUACUGCAAAAUUCACUGUGGGACCUGUGAUCGCUGGGUCAUCGUCCACUGGGACAACUAGUCACAACGAUGAUGGACUGUUCUUUGUAGAUGUCUGAACUGCCUCUCUCUUCCUCACUCUUUGUUGUGAAGUGGAGAGAAAUCCAUCAGACUGAUAUUUUGUAUGUCUGGUGUGAAAAGUAUAUUAAAAUUGGCAAACACCUUUUCAGUUUCUUUUGAAGAAAAUCAACCUUUCUCCUGUCUUGUGAUCACUGCUUGCAGCACAAGUACAGAUCAGAGUUGUUUAGUGUGUUUGUUUGUUUUAUCACCAUGUUUAGCACUGGAAGUUAAAUGUAUUAUUAAUAUUAUUUUAUUAUGGUGAUUUAGAUUAUUGGGGUGGGUGGUAGAUGUGAAAUUGAGUAGUUUAGUGUUAUUAAAAGUUAAAAGAAAACA
Molecule: messenger RNA, 2265 nt
Organism: Pelobates fuscus (common spadefoot toad)
Lineage: Eukaryota; Metazoa; Chordata; Amphibia; Anura; Pelobatidae
Gene: NUCB2
Product: nucleobindin 2
Exons: 13
Coding region: 121-1509 (462 amino acids)
Cellular component (GO): endoplasmic reticulum-Golgi intermediate compartment; extracellular exosome
Molecular function (GO): calcium ion binding
Source: RefSeq, a predicted model, not a curated record